Molecule: messenger RNA, 2972 nt
Organism: Seminavis robusta
Lineage: Eukaryota; Bacillariophyta; Bacillariophyceae; Naviculales; Naviculaceae
Source: the annotation of a GenBank genome assembly
CGUCACAUCUCCAGCUUCGGCUGUCGGCAUCCUGACGACUAUGGCAACAACAGUGGAGGAUCUGCCGAUACCCCCCAAUCUGAGAGGCACUAUGAUCACACAUCACAAUGAAGAUCAUGGGGUUACCAAUACUCAGGGAAUCAGCAGUCAGUCAGCUACUGCCCUCUGCCUUGUUCCUCAAAGACGGAAACGGAGGACUAGUACCUCCGCCAGGCCGGUAGCAGCAGAAGCCGUGCAGGCGGCUUCGGAACCAACACUGCUGGUGGCUACAGGAGCAGAUGACCAUGAGCAGGAAGACAAAAUUGGAAUUCAGUCCAAGAGAAGAUCAAUCAAAAGGAAAUCGCCAAAGAGGGGGCUGAAGAAUAGGAGGGGAUUCAAAAUACGUGGAUCUAUAGAAGAUUGCGUUUGUACGAGCGGUACCGACGCUGUUAGUACACAUGCUCGCAGGCAAAGCUACCAAGAAAUUGAAGGAGACAUUUUGGCUGUCCAUCGGGAUGACAUACAACAGGCAGCUGCAGCAUGGAAAGAACCUGAUAGUCUCUGUGACUCCAACCAUCAGGUCUCCAUUCAACAACAUGAACGGAGAGUUGUUGAAAACACGGCCAAUCCUACCUUGGAUCCAACUGAUCCAAUUGAAAUCUCAUCAAAAUGCAUUGACGGGACCCUUGUAUCGCUGAGAAAAGACGAAAAGGAGCUCUCUUCCAGAAUGGAUACGAGCUCUUCCAGUCAUCAAGCCAUGCCAAAGAACAGGAGGCGCUCCAUUGAGCUUCAAAAUGUGAAGGCAUUGGCUAAGUCGUUGGAUGAAGAAGAGAGGCAGCUGAAACGACAUGCAAUGAGAAGGAAAAGCCAACACGAUAAAGAAAUGCAUGCAAGUUCCCAAGAAGAUGUCGACAUUGUCAUUCCUCCAACAGAAGCUUCCCAAGAGGAUCUUGACAUUGCAAUUCCUCCGACAGAAGCUUCCCAAGAGGGUACGUGUAUUGUCCUUACUCCAACAGAAUAUGUUGACGAUGGAGCCCAUGCAAGACUUUCCUCAUCAGAGUUCAUGUCUUGGGAUGGCUUUGACAAUGAAAGACAACCACAGGAAAAUCCAAGGGCCUCAGGAGAUGGUAGAAGGAGGUCGUCGAGACGUGAAUUCCCGACUGAGAAGUUUGGCAGCAGCACCUCAACACGUCGCCGCAGCUCUGAUACUGAAACAAGGCGGAACCGCCUUUCGACUUCGCGGACAGAACGAAAACGAAAAGGGCUCGACAGAAGAGGGCCACUGGGCAAUACAGCAAACAUAUCUCCCGUUAACGCCAUCGAGAGCUCUGAAAAGAAACAUCGAAGAAGGUCAUCACAAGCCUUUCUUGCCCAAAAAUUUGGCAGCACGGCUGCAGUUAGCCUCGACGACAACCCUGCCGCUGACUUUGAAGACCUUGAAAGCAACGAGGAUAUCUCUUUCAGCGACGACGAGGGUGACAAUCCAGUCCGAGAACGACCAGCAAUAAACGGUUCCGCGAUUCUAGUAGAGGCAUCCUUGGUGGACGACUCGACAGAGGGGGGCGACGAGGACCAAGAGAACCCAGCGGGUGACAUCAUCGUUGCAGAUGUUCUGAAGAUUGAGCGAACUCCCAACUCAAGGACUACCAGAAGGAGAUUCUGGAUUGGUUUGAUCGUUGUUUUCUUAUCUUUGGUUGCUAUUGUUAGCGGUGUGUGCAUGAAUGGUGCCUGCUCCAGCAGUGGGAGCAACGCUGACACAAUGCCAGCAGCAAACACGAACACGGACAGUCCGUCACCUCAACCGAGCACUACAUCUCCAUCGUUUAGGCCGUCCAUAACCCCCAGUACGAGCCCCUCGAUGAGCCCCUCGAUGAGCCCAACGUUUUCCUACGACGAAAAGGAUAGAUAUCUCAUGUCUAUUCUCCCUGACUAUACCUUGGAAACCUUACAAAGCAACUCGGAUGAUCCAAAGCUGCCGCAACGCCUGGCUAUAAAUUGGGUAGUGGAGAAUGCGGUUUUCGAAGCACGGGAGGACGAUUGGGGAGAUUGGCGUCUGCUUCAAAUCUUUGCUCUCGUAUGCUUUUACUAUGCCAUGGGUGGUGGAGAGAUCUGGUAUGCGCGAGAACAGGACAUGUAUCUGAAGCUGGACGAGAGAACGACCGAAUGCAUUUGGGGGCGACAGAAUAAAUUUGAAGAGUUUCGCAACGGGUGCGAAGGUGACAGAUUUACGCGACUUUUUCUGUAUGGGGGAGAAUACUACGAGGGCGUCAGCAAAACCUAUGCCGAGUAUCUUCCUAUGGAGGUGGCGCUCUUGCCCGGUUUGGAAAAGCUCUCCAUUCUUGACUUCUAUCUUGACGUGCCCUUGUCCAAUUUACUUCCUUCUACGUUAGGAUCGAUGAGAAACUUGGAGGAGGUCGGAUGGACCAACAAUCUCCUACACGGCCCUAUUCCCGAGAAUACAUUUGAUCUCUUAAGACGCGUGUCUUACUUGAGCUUGGCCAACAACAGACUCACUGGUACAAUUCCAAGUUCGGUUGGAAGGCUCCGCAACGUUGUGAAUCUUGAGUUGGAAGGGAACCUUCUCGUUGGAAGGAUUCCCUCCGAGAUAGGUCUCUUGACGACACUGAAUUACCUGGAUAUCGGUGGCAAUGCUUUCACAGGGAUGUUGCCGUCAGAAGUGGGAAUGCUAAUGGGCCUCAAAGAGUUGCGGAUGGGUGAAAAUGCAAUGGCAGGAACUCUUCCCACGGGCCUCUGCAGUUUGAGAUCGCUCACCAAACUGGAAGUUGAUUGUUCGGCAGUUGCUUGUCCCGAUGCAUGUUCUGUAUGUACGUGCAAUUCUUGACUUUAGGCUGCAAGGGGGUACCGUAAUAAUUAGGCUACAGUAGCCCAAUUCUCGAGUCGAGUCAGUCAAGUAAGUGUCAAGUCGAGUGACAGUGGAGUCACGAGUCGAGUCGAGUCGAGUUAAUCUAAGUCCCCUAUGACAAACCUGAGUC